CGCGAUAGCUCGGAGGUAGAGCCCCGACCGGUAAUUGGUACAUGGCAGGUUCGAUUCGCGUUCGAUUCGGAGGAAGAAAGUUUUGCACUCGAAACCGAGUGCUGGUGUAUCAAUAUCAUUAAUGUUGUUGUGAGCCUGAGCCAGCAGCAGGCUAUGAUCCGGCUUAUACCUCUAUUAUCCACUUACAAGAAGCAGCUAAUGACUACAACAGCAGCAGCAGCAGCAGCAGCAGGAGAUGUGGACAGCAGAAGGGUGUGGUGCUGGGCCGAUGCUUCACUGAGACGGCGUUAUUCGAUGAUCGUUCGCGAUUUCGAUCAACUUUCCCUGGUCAGUACGAUCGAUCAAACACUAGUGCAGUAG
Messenger RNA from Anisakis simplex (herring worm), 360 nucleotides. The record is from the annotation of a GenBank genome assembly. Lineage: Eukaryota; Metazoa; Nematoda; Chromadorea; Rhabditida; Anisakidae.